AUGCUCUGGCGGCUAGCGCUGCCCGCGGCGGCGGCGCUGCUUCCUCGCCCAGCGCCCCGCGCACCCGCUUGCCUGCGAGCUGCCGCCGUGAUGCGCGGCCAGCACGAGUGGCGCCUCUUCGGCGUCGAGCUUCCGGCUGUGGGCACGGAGGAGGAGGAGGAAGGUCGCUUCUCGUACAAUGACGCGCCACUCGUGCCGCCGGCGCUGCACGAGGAGGUCGCGCGCCGCCUCAAGCUGGAGCCGGAGGCGCUGCCGCCGGAGAGGCUGCGGCUCGUGCGAAAGUCUCUCGACGCGAGGCCGCCGCGGCGGCGCGGCGGCGGCGGCCGCGGCGGGCGCAGCGGCGAGCGCGAGGAGCGUGCCUCUCCUCCGCCCGACCCACCGCGCGACCCGGCAGAGGGCGACGACGGCGAGGGCGAGGGCGAGGGCGUCGGCGGCGGGAGGCACGUCGUCGUUAUCGGCGCCGGCCCUUGCGGUCUCUUCGCGGCCUUGACGCUCGCCCGAGCGGGUGCGCUCAUCAAGCGGCGCGUGCUCGACCCGGAGUCGAACUUUUGCUACGGCGAGGGCGGCGCAGGAACGUGGUCCGACGGCAAGCUCACGACUCGGAUCGGGCGCAAUUCGGCGGCGAUCUCCCCAUAUCUCCCCAUAUCUCCCCAUAUCCCCUCAUAUCUCCCCAUAUCUCCCCAUAUCUCCCCAUAUCUCCCCAUAUCUCCCCAUAUCCCCUCAUAUCUCCCCAUAUCUCCCCAUAUCUCCCCAUAUCUCCCCAUAUCGGCGGCGGUGCGCACCGUCCUCGAGACGCUCGUCACGUUCGGCGCUCCGGAGAGGAUCCUUCUGGACGGCAAGCCGCACCUCGGCUUCCGCGCCGAGCUGCUGCGGCUGGGAGCCGACAUCCUCUGGGACGCGCGCGUACAGUCGCUCAUUCUGAAGGGCGGCGAGGGCGGUGCCGAGGGCGAGGGCGCUGCCGAGGGCGGCGGCGGCGUGGGCAGUGCCGCUGGCGGCGGCGGCGGCGGCGGCGGCGUUGGAUGCGGCGGCGUAGCAGGCGUGGUCCUGCGGGUAAUCUCGGGCGUGGUGCUGGCGAGUGGAGAGCGAGUCCUUGCCGACGCGGUCGUGCUUGCUGCUGGCCACUCUGCGAGGGAGCUGUACCAGGAGCUGCUGCGCUGCGGGGCGACGCUGGCGCCGAAGGACUUUGCGGUUGGUUUCCGGAUCGAGCACCCGCAAGGCGAGUAUCUCCCCAUAUCUCCCCAUAUCUCCCCAUAUCUCCCCAUAUCGAGCAUCCGCAAGGCGAGUCUUCAGUUAUUCUCAGUAACCAAGGAGUUAAGUAAUUUAGUACUCGGAUUCAGUCGCAGUACGGACUACUGA
Molecule: messenger RNA, 1356 nt
Organism: Emiliania huxleyi CCMP1516
Lineage: Eukaryota; Haptophyta; Isochrysidales; Noelaerhabdaceae
Exons: 8
Coding region: 1-1356 (451 amino acids)
Source: RefSeq, a predicted model, not a curated record